Molecule: messenger RNA, 1773 nt
Organism: Penicillium diatomitis
Lineage: Eukaryota; Fungi; Ascomycota; Eurotiomycetes; Eurotiales; Aspergillaceae
Product: crossover junction endonuclease MUS81
Exons: 3
Coding region: 1-1773 (590 amino acids)
Biological process (GO): double-strand break repair via break-induced replication; mitotic intra-S DNA damage checkpoint signaling; resolution of meiotic recombination intermediates
Cellular component (GO): nucleus; Holliday junction resolvase complex
Molecular function (GO): 3'-flap endonuclease activity; crossover junction DNA endonuclease activity; DNA binding
Source: RefSeq, a predicted model, not a curated record
AUGGUCACCAUGAGUGCAGAGUGCGCGAAUCCUCUACUACUAGGAUGGAUCAAAGAAUGGCUGGACCAGGCGCGAGAGCGCAACAGCAAGGGCGUAACAGUAUACAAGAAAGCCUAUGAAUCAAUGAAAGCAUGUCCAUUGACAUUUGAGCAUCCAUCGCAAGCGCAGCAGCUGAAUGGAUUGGGACCCAAGUUAUGUGAACGACUGACGGAGAAAUUAAAGGCUCACUGCGAAGAAAAUGGACUCCCGAUGCCCCAAGUUCCCGGUCAAGGCGCCAGCAAGAGAACAUCAGAUACUGGCAUUGCCGAACAGCCAGCCAAGAAACCGCGGAAGGCGCGGCCCUAUGUGCCAGCGCUACGGUCAGGCCCGUAUGCAAUUUUGCUUGGCCUCGCGACCCAAGAUGAAAAUGCCAGUCAAGGCAUGACCAAAGCUCAGUUGAUCGAAGUCGCGCAACCUUAUUGUGACAGCUCUUUUACAGCACCCCCUGAUCCUUCCAAGUACUUUACAGCUUGGAGUUCCAUGAGAACGUUGAUUCAAAAGGAUCUGGUUUACGAGCAUGGCCGCCCCGUCAGGAAGUAUGCGCUCUCUGAAGAAGGAUGGGAGGUUGCCAAACGGAUUCAGAAGACUGUGACAGGUCCAUCAAAUGCCUCUGCCGAUAGCGAUUCUCAGACUCAACUUUUUCCAACCCCUGCUGCCGCGGGCAACGUCACGCCUGAUCUCGAUACAUUUGGUGAUGCGAUUAUAGACAGGCCUCCCACCACUUUCCAAAACGCUCUGGUGGACGGACACCGGGAGCCCAUAUUCCUUCCCCCCGGCAGUUUCACGGUUGAAUUAGUACUGGACAAUCGCGAAGUGCGUAGCUCCAAGGACCGAGAUUACAUUGCCAACGAGCUCAUGAAAAAGGGCGUCACACCCCAGGUCCGGGCCCUUGAGCUCGGCGAUGCAAUGUGGGUCGCCAAAUGCCGAGAUCCGUCAUACCUCGCUCGGUUCGGCGAAGAAGGCGACGAAGUCAUGCUGGACUGGAUCCUCGAAAGAAAGCGACUUGACGAUCUCGUGCAGUCAAUCAAAGACGGGCGAUUCAAAGAGCAGAAGUUCCGUCUCAAACGGUCUGGGAUCAAGAACGUCAUCUACCUUGUCGAAGAGUUUGCUGUCGCUCACGCCGAAGCUACGUCGGGAAAUGGAUUCAAAUACCAGGAGUCGACUGCCUCCGCAAUGGCCUCCACCCAGGUCGUUGACGGGUACUUCCUCAAGAAAACCAAACAACUCGAUGACUCCAUUAGGUAUCUAGCCCGCAUGACUCGGCUUCUCACGAAGAUGUACGGCGCCUACGACUCAUCACAGGAUCAAAACCAUGCAAGCCAAAGACCCACGACUACAACAACAAACUCGGUUGCCUUGAUCCCCAGCCGUUGUCUGUCUUCCGCCAAGGCAUACCUCCCUUUGCUCGACGAGUUGCGAGCCAAAGACCCGUCCGUGACAUAUGGAGUCACUUUUCCAACGUUCUCCGCUUUGACUUCCAAAUCAGACGUCUUGUCUCUGAGAGAUAUUUUCCUCAAAAUGCUGAUGUGUAUCCGAGGCAUCACGGGCGAACGAGCUUUGGAGAUUCAACGACGAUGGCCAACGCCGCGACAGCUCGUGGAAGCGUACAAGACGCUGGAGCCCACUGAACGGGAGGCCCUCCUGGCGAAGGAGCUUCAUUCUGUCGUGAGGAGGAAAGACUUUGGCAAAGCACUCAGUAAGAAAGUUGCCGAGAUUUGGGGGGAGACAGGGUGA